AUGUCGUCGGACGAAAUUGUCUGGCAGGUUAUUAACCAGCAAUUCUGUUCUUACAAGCUUAAAACAACAAAAGAACAAAACUUCUGCCGAAAUGAAUACAACGUUAGCGGCCUGUGCAACCGCCAAUCCUGCCCCCUCGCCAACUCCCGCUACGCAACCGUGCGCUCCGACCCCGAAACAGGCGCCAUGUAUCUUUACAUGAAGACCGUCGAACGCGCCCACAUGCCAAGCAAAUGGUGGGAGCGCAUCCGGCUCUCCUCCAACUACGCGAAAGCGCUCGAGCAGCUUGACGAGCGCCUCAUUUACUGGCCCAAGUUCUUGGUGCAUAAGUGCAAGCAGCGCUUGACGAGGCUGACGCAGGUUGCUAUUCGCAUGAGGAAGCUUGAGAAGGAGGAUGGGAUGAUUGAGGAGACUGUGGUGCCGAAGUUGGCGCCAAAAAUUAGAAGGCGCGAGGAGACGAGGGAGAGGAAGGCGGAGAGUGCGGCGAAGGUGGAGAGGGCGAUUGAGAGGGAGUUGAUUGAGAGAUUGAGGAGUGGGGCGUAUGGGGAUAAGCCGUUGAAUGUGGAGGAGGGGAUUUGGAAGAAGGUGCUUAGGGGCUUGGAGAGGUCUGGUGAGGGUGAGAGGGAUGAGGAUUUGGAUGACGGGGAGAGGAUUGAGGAUGAGGAAGAGGAAGAGGAGGGCGUUGGGGAGGUGGAGUAUGUUAGCGAUGUGGAUGAGGAUCUGGAGGAUAUGGAGGAUUGGUUGGGCAAUGAGUCCGCCGGUUCGAGUGACUACGAUAGUGAGGAGGACGAUGAUGACAGUGACGAUGAGUCUGGCAGCGACGAGUCCAGCGAGGAGGAGAAGAAGCCUUUGCCUGGCAAGAGGAAGCGUCCUGCUCCUCGCGCGCAGCCCCGGAAGAAGGGACCAAAGAUCGAGAUCGAGUACGAAACCGAGGGAGCCGGCAAGGAGAAUGUGAUGGCUUAG
Molecule: messenger RNA, 963 nt
Organism: Aspergillus chevalieri
Lineage: Eukaryota; Fungi; Ascomycota; Eurotiomycetes; Eurotiales; Aspergillaceae
Product: ribosome biosynthesis protein MAK16
Exons: 2
Coding region: 1-963 (320 amino acids)
Biological process (GO): maturation of LSU-rRNA; maturation of 5.8S rRNA
Cellular component (GO): nucleolus; preribosome, large subunit precursor
Source: RefSeq, a predicted model, not a curated record